This is a messenger RNA of Fusarium redolens, 2677 nucleotides long. RefSeq lists its product as uncharacterized. Bases 74 to 2677 code for a protein of 867 amino acids. The transcript has 5 exons. The record is from RefSeq and is a predicted model, not a curated record. NCBI's taxonomy places the organism in Eukaryota, Fungi, Ascomycota, Sordariomycetes, Hypocreales, Nectriaceae.
AUUCUCGCGACGGACUGCCUGAAUAACCAUUAAAGUCAAGCGAAAACAUAUUUGUCUGCUUUUCGCGAUCAAAAUGACGCCCCCUCUUGACGAUACCGCUGAUACGCCCGUGACCCUAUCGCAACCAGCACCCGCCGGACCCAUUCCCACUACGGCCUGGCAUGCUUACUUCUCAUAUGGCAUUGGACACAUAGACUAUAGUGGUCUUAUAGAACAGCGAAAUCCCUGUAUCCGAUCACUUCGACAACAGCGGACUGUUAAGAACAAGUUCUGGUUACAGCCUCCAGCAGCCGAGGGCAUGCCACAAUUGAGCUCCAACUAUGAAAUCACAGAAAGCGCGACAUUUCCGUAUUCGAAAGCUUAUCAAGAAGUGAUGUUUCCACUGAACGUGACCCAGCGACGUGACGAAGAGCAUGGAGCUGCGGAUGGUGAAAAUCCACCAGGGCAGCAUGGUUCAAGACAGUCGCAGACGGAAAGGAUCGAAUGGAAUACGAGUGUUGCAACGCCGAUUUUCGGUGUCUCGCUUACCUCCGCUAUUGAGUUUGAGUCACGGAUCCAACCAACAUACAUCGUCUUGGGUUUAUUCCUCCGCGGCUCCCCUAACCCGAAAGAAAGAGUUGUCUUUGUUGAUAAGCCGGAACAACUCUUCUCCAAGCUCCGCUGGGCGACUUUCCGACUACGUGGAAUGAGAGGGACUCUUCUGUCUCUGAAACAUUUAAAAGGGUUUAGGCUAUACAAGUGCGAUGCAGACACUGGAACACAUAAACGCAUCACCCUCGAUAGCAAUGGAGUCGGUGACUUGCAGCUGUUGAUGAAUACCUACAGAAGCUGGCAUGUUCCUCGUCAUAUCUCCUUGGCUUGGUCAGACUGGAUCCAUUGUACGUUGAACAACAAGAGACCUGAUAUACUGGAGGGGGAAUACGCCCUUGAGCUGGUUCUGGACUGGUCAGUUACACGCAUCUCGAUCGUGGUACUCGUCCCAGUUCUCUUAAGCUUGGCCAUUGGUAUUUGGCUCAACUCAAAGGCGUGGACAGAUUUGGCAACCAUACAGACCGCGUGGGGGACAGCUUCAUAUAUCGUGACAGCUGGCGCUUUCUGGCCGAGCGAUGAUGUAUCCGCUUACGAGCCCUUCAACACCAGUCGAGAGCGCUCUGGCCUCGGCAAGCCUAUCCAAAGACGAAUUUGUGACCUCUCAGAAAUCGCGGCACUGCUAUUGAGCUUUUUCUGUAGCAUCGCUGGUCUGAUCUGCUGCUUUCAUCCAGCCACUGCAGCAAACCUGGGACAAAAGUAUCAACUUAUCAUUGUUGGCUUGAUGCUGUCUCUCAUGGACCUCUGCACCGGCAAACUGUCAACUAUCGUCUUCUUGCAACUCGAGACACGAUGGGCUAGUCUGUUGCAGAACUAUGACUCUAUCAUCAAGAAGAGUGUUUUGGGUAGUCUUCUGAAUUGGCGACCGGGGAGUCAGAGAUGGACAUUACUUCUGUCGGCGUCUCUCUUUUUUCCACUCCUUCUUAGCGUCGGUUAUAAGACAUUCGUUGGAGGAAAGAUUACUACUGAAGUACAUGUAAAUGGCGGUGAAUAUGGACUCACUGGCCCUGUUGGGCUUGCCAGCUUUGCCUCUGGCUCUGCUCUUAUGGUCAAUGCUACCAUCCCAUUCAUGUUCAGCAACAACAAGAUUAUAACAGUUGCCAUGUUGGACGGACCAAGUCCAUCUUACGUCAAGCGUAUAAGGGCCAGGCUUCAGAGCCAACAGUCAUACACCGUGUCUACUGACGUCUUUGGCUUGGCUUGGCAUCUUGAUACCGAAGUUGAAAAACAUCGCGAUGAUGCUCAAUGGUGGAACACGCUUUACGACUCAAGUGAUGACAAAGCGCCACAGAACAUAUCUCUUUACAAAGAAAAGAAGUGGCUAUCGACUCUAUGGCCUCAGGGUCAGGUGAAGCGCUUCUUCGUUCUUCUCACGCCGCAUGAGUUCCAGAAGCAAGCGCUCGAGUUUAAAAGGCAACGACUUAAUUGUCACGGAAAGUGGAGAAUCACACUCGGUUCAGUCAGCCUUAUCGAGGGUAGCUGCGCUGGACGCUUUGAAAUAGCAUUCCCGGAUGGGUGCAGAACUCUUCAUCUUAAUGAUGCCAGAUUCUUGCUCAGUGACUUUGUCAGUGACUUGCUGACGGAUAAGCUGGAUGAAGCAGCACAGAUAAGGUUCACGGCUGUGGUGUCAUCGCUUCUUUGGUCUCGAUUGACAGCUUUCUGUGGGAUAGGCUCCCCGGUCAACGAUCUUUCAUCAAAAGACCGUGAACAGUUCGAGUAUCACCGGCAAGAUCAAGCUUGGAAGACUGUCACAGUACUCAGACGAACUCCUCUGCUUACAAUCGUUAUCCUAGCCCAGCCCAUUGUCGGCUUGAUACUUCUUAUCAUCCGCAUCGCGUUUUGCUCCUCACCUGUAUUUGGGGGUUUUGGUCUCAUCAGCGUUUUAGCAGGCCACAGGUCCAAUGAAGGUGAUAUUCUGAGUGGUGCAGGCUUGUCUGGGGUUGCCAAGGAGCGCAUUGAGCUGGCUUUCGACAUGUUUGGCGAAUCAUGCGAUGACGGAGGUGAGAGGCUGCGGUUUCAGCUGAGGAAAGCAAGGAAUUCAAUGCAUCAAGAUCGGAAGAAGCUGAUAUCUGGGGUCAAGUAUCACUGA